Messenger RNA from Mercenaria mercenaria, 783 nucleotides. RefSeq names its product keratin, type I cytoskeletal 9-like. NCBI's taxonomy places the organism in Eukaryota, Metazoa, Mollusca, Bivalvia, Venerida, Veneridae. The coding region runs from base 1 to 783 and encodes 260 amino acids. The record is from RefSeq and is a predicted model, not a curated record. The transcript has 2 exons.
AUGCCUCGUGUCCUCUACGACAAGCUUCCUAACACGUCGGCAGCCGUACUGAAGACGGCUCACAGGGACAUCCUACAAAAGACUCAGGAACUAGUGGAGUACGCCAGGCUGAAUAUCAACGCCCUGCCGAAGCCGGAGCUGAAGGUGGUCCGCAGAAGAGGCAAGCGCUCUACCCCGCUGGCUGGUGGUGGUAAUGAUGGUGGUUGUCGUAGUAUUGGUAGUGGUGGUAGUAGUGGUGGUGGUAGUGGUAGCAGCGGUAGUAAUAGAAGUGGUGGUGGUGGUAGUGGUGGCGAUAGUGGUAGUAGUAGUGGUGAUGGUCGUAGUAGUGGUAGUAGAAGUAGUGGUGGUUGUAAUGGUGGUGGUAGUGGUUGUGGUCGUCUUAGUAUUGGUGUUGGUGGUAGUGGUAGUAAUAGUGAUGGUGGUGGUAGUGGUAGUAGUGAUGGUGGUAGUGGUCGUUGUGGUAGUGGUUGUUGUGGUGGUGUCAGUGGUAGUAGUUACAGUGAUGGUGGUAGUGGUAGUAGUAGUGGUGGUGGUCGUUGUAGUAGUGGUUGUUGUGGUGGUGUCAGUGGUAGUAGUUACAGUGAUGGUGGUAGUGGUAGUAGUAGUGGUGAUAGUCGUAGUAUUGGUAAUGGUGGUAGUACUAGUGUUGGUGGCUGUAGUAGUAAAAGUGGUGAUGGUAGUGGUUGUGGUCGUAGUAUUAGUACUGGUAGUAGUGGUGCUGGUAGUUGUGGUGGUAGUGGUAGUGGUGGUAGCGUUGAUAUUGGUGAGAGUAGAACCAUUUGA